Messenger RNA from Phytomonas sp. EM1, 1871 nucleotides. The record is from the annotation of a GenBank genome assembly. Lineage: Eukaryota; Euglenozoa; Kinetoplastea; Trypanosomatida; Trypanosomatidae.
GAGGGCGCUUCCCAGGGAGGUGGCAUCUGGAGGUCCUCGAAUUUCGUUUACACUAGUAGUAUUUGCUGAUGAUUUGCGGAAGAUUCUCUCUCGCGCUAUGGCCUCAUUAACCAAUUCUACUACCAUUGAUCAUAGCCGACUCGAAUUUCGAAUUCUUCAUCUGAACUAUUUCCCUGUAGAAGUGUCUGUGGUGGUACAUUCUUCACUUUCCUCUUCUUGAACCUUCGUCACCAUCGUCUAGAGCCAAUGCUAUGUUUUUUUUUUUGCAUUAUCAGAAGCUUCUCAGUGUCUUUGAUUCGAUGCGGUUAUAGUUUUGAUAUGGUACGAAUGGAACCCAUUCAACGAUGAUAAGGAGGAAAAUUGACUGACGUACGAUAUAUAUAUAUAUAUAUAUUUGCAUACGAUUUAACGUAUUUUUUUAUGUCUGUUUUUACAGCUGCGUAUCCUGAAAGUGGGGAAAAACUUUUUUUCCUUCUAAAGGUAUCGCAUGGUUUCACAUUUCUUGCAAAUCAUGCAAAUCUCUUUUCCAUUUAUCAAAGUUGACUGAACGACUUAGUCAUUCACCAAAUGCUACAUAUGAGCUAUUGCGACUUGAACUUUCGUUGGCAUAUUUUCACUUUAAAACCUUAUUUUACUUUUCUAUAUAUGCAAUUCAGGUACACGACAAGGACCACAAACAAGUUCAAAAACAACGAAAAGCAGCACAGAGCAAUCAGAGCUAACAGUUGCUUUGUGUUUGUUCAGGGAAAGGACCAAGACGAAAGUUCUGUAAUGAGUAUUCCAAUCUCUGUUAAAGCCUCUGGUGCAGAGGGGGUAAUAGAACUUUCUAGGAAAGAUGAUAAAUUAGAAGGAAAUUUUACCGUAGCAUUGAAUUCGUCAGUGGAUCCUGGGCGCUAUAUACUUUACCGUUUACGUGUAAAGGAGCUCACCAUCGUCUUUUCCAAAACAUACGGACUGCUGUUCAGGUCGGCUGGGGGAGGAGCAAAUGCGACGCUAAACAUUUCUUCUCACAGCGACAGCAUGUACAUUUAUGCAGACUUGAGCUUAUCUUCCGGCCAUCUAUCUACGAUACGUGUUGAAUAUCUUGAUGUGAGCGCUGCUGAGGCCGCAAGUUUGAUGCAGAAUGGAAUUGGCCGAUCCACCUGCCGGCCAUAUUUCCUUAAUGGCAAAGAGUCCACGUACGACGUAAAAUGUAUAGCCACAAACACUGUCUCCACGUAUCCCUCCAACCGGAAGGUGAUCUAUACAUUGACGCUGGCGGCGGCGCUCACAAUGUUGGCUGUUUUUGCGACCCGAAAGCUGUCUCUACGUGAUUAAAUACUCUACGUUUUGCUCGAGAGAGACGCUACUGUCUGAUGGCGUUCCUAUAAACGGAGGAGGAAGUAGAUGCAUUUGACUGUAAAACCUCUUAGCGUACUAGAAGGUCAGUUUCUUCACAUGCGUUUUGCUUCAUUUAUCUGAAGUGUGAUUCCUCUUGAUUUGGUUUAGGAGGUCAACUGAUAGGGAAUGAUAUGCAUCUUUUCCUUCUGUUGUUGUUCUCUCGGUUGAUUAUUAGUACUUUUGUUUACUAUAAACGAUGAAGGCAGCCUUUUUCUUACUUUUUCUAUCAUUCAUUUUAACAAUUAUCAAAAAAAUAUAAUGCAUUUACGUGGGAUAGUGUCUUGAGAUUCGAAAUUAUUCGAGGGUGUAGUGCCCCGCAUUUUUGACUGUUUUAUUAUCUUUUAGAUUCGUGGAGUUGCAUAUCUAUACAAUGACCGAGUGAAAUUAAUAUCCACCACUUAGACAAGCUUAAUUGUUACUAAUAUGUUGAUAUGAUUCAUUUAAGAGAGACAUGGUUGCGGUAUAGUGUAAAGUUAUUGUGUGUAUUAUUA